Molecule: messenger RNA, 833 nt
Organism: Colias croceus (clouded yellow)
Lineage: Eukaryota; Metazoa; Arthropoda; Insecta; Lepidoptera; Pieridae
Product: protein obstructor-E-like
Exons: 6
Coding region: 23-748 (241 amino acids)
Cellular component (GO): extracellular region
Molecular function (GO): chitin binding
Source: RefSeq, a predicted model, not a curated record
CACACAAGUCACAACGGCUAAGAUGAAGCUUAUUAUCAUUGUCGCGACAGCAUUCAUAGGCAUAAGUUGUGCAGAUGACGCUACCAUCGGGCAACAAGCGGCCGCUGCAAACCAAAAUACUUGCAUUCGCAGAAAUGAAUACAUCAAAAUAAAUGGACAGUGCGACGCAUAUAUAGAAUGUAAAGAUUAUGUGCCUGUUCAAAAGCUGUGCCCCGAGGGCCUUCAUUACAACCCAUCAGCGGCUUGGCCAAUCUAUCCAUGUGGAUACCCAUCCGAUGUUACUUGCGCUGAUCACAGUGCUAUUCAGCCUGUAAAGUCUACACCCGAUUGCCCACAUCAAUACGGCUACUUCCCGUCUCCGAUAGCCGCACCGAACGACUGUGGACAAUACCGCAUGUGUAUCCUGGGCAAACCCUACGACAUGGUGUGCCCCGUCGGCCUUGCUUUCAACUUUGUAUCUGACCGCUGUGAUUGGCCCGAUCUAGUACCUACUUGUAACGCAGAAAAAUACCUCGGAUUCCAGUGCCCACCUGCCAGUUUUGAUGAAAGUGGAAACGCAAUUAAAACAAACCACAGUUACCAAGGCAACUGCUACGCGUUCUAUUCUUGUUUGGGCGGGAAACCGCGCCUGUUGUCUUGCGAUUCUGGGUUUGCCUUCGACCCCGCUUCUGGAGAAUGCGUUGACGCCGACACCGUGUCUUGUGCCUCCAACGCACAGCCACAAAUUGCUGCAAAUCAAGCUCAUUAAUGCGUCAAAAUAGAUAUUUCUUUAAUGUAAUAUACCUAGUAAUAUAUAAAUAAAUAGUUCCUUUCCAAUAUAUGUUUUAUUCAUA